AUGUCGAGCUUUGGGCUGGUCUCGGCCCAGACCCAACACAUGAUCGGGUCCAUGCUGUCGAACGAGGAGUAUGUGGAGGAGUUUCUCGGGGCGAACCGGGCCAGGCUAGCGGAGUGGCACGGGGCGUUCACGGGCGGGUUGGGUCGGGUCGGGAUCCGGUGCCUGAGAUCCAGCAACGCGGGGUUGUUCGUGUUGAUGGAUCUCCGGCGAUUGUUGAAGGAGAAGAUCGUGGAGGCGGAGACGGCGCUUUGGCAGGUUAUAAUCAACGAGGUGAAGCUCAACUUCUCAUCGGGGAGUUCGUUCCACUACUCAGAGUCGGGUUGGUUCCGGGUUUGCUUCGCGAAUAUGGACGACGAGACGAUGGAGGUGGCGCUGGGGAGGAUCAGGGCUUUCGUGGCGAAGAACAAGGAGGCGAUGAAGCCGGCGAGGAAGCUCUGCGUGCAGAGCAUAUUGAAGUUGAGCUUCUCCGGAAGGAUUUGCGACGAGUUUAUUAUGUCCCCGAGGUCGCCGAUCCCGCAGUCGCCGUUGGUUCGAGCCAGGACUUGA
Linum tenue is the source of this 546-nucleotide messenger RNA. The record is from the annotation of a GenBank genome assembly. NCBI's taxonomy places the organism in Eukaryota, Viridiplantae, Streptophyta, Magnoliopsida, Malpighiales, Linaceae.